Messenger RNA from Rhagoletis zephyria (snowberry fruit fly), 894 nucleotides. The record is from RefSeq and is a predicted model, not a curated record. Lineage: Eukaryota; Metazoa; Arthropoda; Insecta; Diptera; Tephritidae.
AUGGAGGAAAUUGUUGCGCCCCUUGGCGCAAUUAUCUUCGAUCUGGAACGCGACCUUGAUGAACAAAUUGGCGCAUUGCCACUGCCAUUUUCAGGCAUGGACAAGUCGGGCGCCGCCGUUUGUGUGUUUCACCUACGGGGAACCUGUACCAAAUCUUCAAUGUGUCCCUACAGACACGUCAAGCCCGAUAGAACAAUUGUCUGCAAACACUGGCUCAGAGGACUCUGCAAAAAGGGUGAUUCUUGCGAGUUUCUUCACGAGUUUGACAUGUCAAAGAUGCCUGAGUGUUAUUUUUACUCAAAGUUUCGAGCAUGUUCAAACAAAGAGUGUCCUUUCCUUCACAUUGAUCCCGAGUCAAAAGUUAAAGACUGUCCAUGGUACGACAGGGGCUUUUGUCGACACGGCCCUACUUGCCGUCAUCGACACGCACGAAGAGUCGCCUGUUUGAGUUACCUUUGCGGUUUCUGCCCAGACGGUCCGUCUUGUAAGUUUGUGCAUAUGCGAUUUGAUAUACCCAGCUUGACGGAUCAGCCGGAUACCAAACGAAGAGGCGUCAUUUGUCACCACUGCAACGAGCCUGGCCAUAAGAUCUACGUGUGUCCUUCUAUUCCACCUGACCAGCGAGAUGAUGUUAUUGCCAAGUUUGCCGCGGAACAGCGCAAAGAUGCUGGCCGUUCAGAGGGUGGCACUGUUGGUGGUGGUGGUGGCGGUGGCAAGUUCCAUCGUCCCCUGGACCAGGUGACUUGUUUCAAGUGUGGCGAAAGAGGUCAUUACGCCAAUCGUUGUCCCAAGGGUCACCUUGCUUUUCUUAGUCCCGCCUUAAGUAAUUUACCUUUCAACAACAACAGCAACAACAACAAACGGCACAAACCCAACUCAAAUAUGGAGCCGUAA